CGCCUCUUUCUUUAACCGUCCCGACAAAGAGAGAGAAAAAUACAUCUCCCAUGAGGCUUUGGGGCUAGAGCAACUGGAGGUAGACGGCAGGACACCCCGACGCCUGCCGGGAGUUGUAGUUCUCCUCGGCCGCGUCACUCCGGCUUCGCCCCCGGGUCUUCCCGGGGCCCACCGCGCUUUCUCCUCUGUGGACGUGGCGAGUGGCGCCCGCUACCCUCCCGGCGCUUGUUGGCCCCGCCCCGUGGGCGCUCUCGCGCGCUCAUUGGUCGGAGGGCGGGGCUAUGCGCCGCCAUAGGCGGGGCCUGACUGGAGAGCGGCCAAAUUGGGCAUAUUUGGGAGAACGCAGAGUGGAGUGUGCAGAGGGAAGCCAAACUGGAUAACGGGGAAUCGAUGAUGUGGCGACCAUCACUUCUGCUGUUUCUGUUGCUGCUGAGGCACGGGGCCCAGGGGAAGCCGUCCCCUGACUCUGGCCCUCAUGGCCAGGGGAGGGUGCACCAGGCGGCGCCCCUGAGCGAGGCCCCUCAUGAUGACGCCCACGGAGACUUCCAGUACGACCAUGAGGCUUUCCUGGGACGGGACGUGGCCAAGGAAUUCGACCAGCUCAGCCCAGAGGAAAGCCAGGCCCGUCUGGGGCGGAUCGUGGAUCGCAUGGACCGCGCCGGGGACGGCGACGGCUGGGUGUCGCUGGCCGAGCUUCGCGCGUGGAUCGCGCACACGCAGCAGCGGCACAUACGGGACUCGGUGAGCGCAGCCUGGGACACGUACGACCAGGACCGCGAUGGGCGUGUGAGUUGGGAGGAGCUGCGCAACGCCACCUAUGGCUACUACGCGCCCGGUGAAGAGUUUCACGACGUGGAGGAUGCAGAGACCUACAAGAAGAUGCUGGCUCGGGAUGAGCGGCGUUUCCGGGUGGCCGACCAGGACGGGGACUCGAUGGCCACCCGGGAGGAGCUGACGGCCUUCCUGCACCCUGAGGAGUUCCCCCACAUGCGGGACAUUGUGAUCGCCGAAACCCUGGAGGACUUAGACAAGAACAGAGAUGGCUACGUCCAAGUGGAGGAGUACAUCGCGGAUCUGUACUCUGCGGAGCCUGGUGGGGAGGAGCCGGCCUGGGUGCAGACUGAGCGGCAGCAGUUCCGGGACUUCCGGGAUCUGAACAAGGACGGGAGGCUGGACGGGAAAGAGGUUGGCCACUGGGUGCUGCCCCCCUCCCAGGACCAGCCCCUGGUGGAGGCCAACCACCUGCUACAGGAGAGCGACACGGACAAGGAUGGGCGUCUGAGCAAAGCUGAGAUCUUGGGCAACUGGAACAUGUUCGUGGGCAGCCAGGCCACCAACUACGGCGAGGACCUGACACGACACCACGAUGAGCUCUGAGCCCCAGUGUGCCAGUUACAGCCUUGUAACCCACAGGAUAACCCAAGGAGGGGCCACAGUAGCCAGGCCCCUCCCUGUCCCAGCCCUGUAGGAUGGGGACGCAGCCCCAGACGUUUCCCUGCCCCUGGGCUCUCAGGGACCACCUGGGGCAGCUUCUCUCCCUGAGACACUCCAGCCCCCCCCACCCUGCCCCGGGGGCUCUCACAGCCCGGGGAGGGUGACACCCAUUUCUCACUGGCAGAAGAAUCUCCCAGCCCAGACCCAGGGACCUUUGCCCCGUGCUCAGCCCCUAGGAGCCUCCACUAAUGCCCCAGCUCCAGAUCUGAGCCCAAGCCACACACUGAGAAAGUCCCAGCCCGGCCACCGGCCCGCCCGAGCCCGCCUCCCCUCUGCCAGGGAGGCAAUAAACCCAGCACUGGGCCUCUC
Lemur catta (Ring-tailed lemur) is the source of this 1803-nucleotide messenger RNA. It is a transcript of the gene RCN3, whose product is annotated as reticulocalbin 3. NCBI's taxonomy places the organism in Eukaryota, Metazoa, Chordata, Mammalia, Primates, Lemuridae. Gene Ontology annotation, molecular function: calcium ion binding. The record is from RefSeq and is a predicted model, not a curated record. The transcript is spliced from 7 exons. Gene Ontology annotation, cellular component: endoplasmic reticulum. The coding region runs from base 391 to 1377 and encodes 328 amino acids.